This is a messenger RNA of Microtus ochrogaster (prairie vole), 1986 nucleotides long. It is a transcript of the gene Rtp3, whose product is annotated as receptor transporter protein 3. NCBI's taxonomy places the organism in Eukaryota, Metazoa, Chordata, Mammalia, Rodentia, Cricetidae. Gene Ontology annotation, biological process: protein targeting to membrane; detection of chemical stimulus involved in sensory perception of bitter taste; protein insertion into membrane. Gene Ontology annotation, molecular function: olfactory receptor binding. The record is from RefSeq and is a predicted model, not a curated record. Gene Ontology annotation, cellular component: cytoplasm.
UCAUGGAGGAAGGCAAAGGAUCCCUGUUGGUCUUGGGCCAGCAGCCUCCCACCCACCCAGAGACUAAUCUCCUGGGCACACACUGACUGAACAACCAACUUUGAUUUCCGCUGUCCUCUGAACUUGGGAACAGAUUCAACUGACUUUUGCCCCUGGGACAGAGGAUCUGAACCACUGUCCCAAUCCAAAUCUUCAAAGGGAUUGCCAGUCUGAACCCUCACUCUCUGAAGUGGAAAACCUUACAUUCCGCCACAAGUCUGUCUGGGCCCAGGAGACUCUGCCCCACCCAGAGGACCCUGGGAUACCCAGGAGACACUACCCAGGCCCAGGAGACCCUGCCCCCACACAGGAGCCCCUACCUCAAUCUAGGAGACCCUACCCCAGUUCAGGAGACCCUACCAAGGACCAGGAGACCCUGCCCCAUCUGGGAGACCCUACCCCAACCCAGGACACCCUGCUCCAGUUCAGGAAAUCCUACCCAGGAGACUCUGCUCCACCCAGAAGACUCUGGAAUACCCAGGAAACCCUGUCCCCACGCAGGAGCCUCUACCCCAACCCAGGAGACCCUACCCAGGACCAGGAGACCCUGUCCCAUCCAGGAGACCCUACCCCCAGUCAGGAGCCCCUGCCCCAGCGUAGCCACCACACUACAGCCAUGAUGGAAGAAGACACAGAAGUAUGGCAACAAGUAUUCCAGGAGCUGAUUCAAGAGGUGAAACCAUGGCACAAAUGGACCCUCACACCAGACAAGGACCUUCUUCCUGAUGUUCUGGAUCCUGGAUGGACACAAUACCAGCAAAAGACCUUUGCCAGGUUCCUCUGCCCCAGCUGCUCUCGCAGUUGGGCCUCUGGCUGUGUCCUGGUGGUCUUCCACAUGCGCUGGUAUAAGAAGAACGGCAAGGGACGUGUGAAGAUGAGGGUCUUUGCUCAGAGAUGUAACAAGUGCCCUGAGCCUCCAUUUGCAGCUCCAGAGUUCAGCUGGGACAACAUCUCGAGGAUCUUGAGCAAUCUGGUCUUCAGAAUUCUGAGGAAGUGCUAUGGAGAAGAGUUUAAGGAAAUGGCUGAGAUUCCUUUGCUUGGAGACAGGGGUCUCGAAGGCCCACAUGACAGCAACAACUGUGAGGCCUGUCUGCAGGGCUUUUGUGUUCAGAGUAGCUCAGGCCUAGCCUCAAAACCACCAGCAUGCCCAUUGUCUCCCGCCUCCUCUAGGUCAACUAGGGAGCCUAUGGUCACUGUCACACGCAGCAACGUCUCCUGCUCACAGCCUUCCUCUAAAGUGGGAAAGCCCCAAGCAUCAAAAGUGGAAGCCAAAGCCAGUAACCCUACCAAAGCUGACCCCAAGGUUAGCCACACCUUGAACCCAUCAACUGUCCCAAUCUUGACAACCCAACAGUUGGCACCUGUAAGCUCACCUGCUCCUAGAUGUGUCAUUCAAAUGCCUUCUCCCGUCAAGAGCAGCGGAACAGCAGGUACGGGAAACAAGAACUCCAGAUCCAAGAUCCCAGAGGCAUUGCCCCCGUCCUCUGCAUUUGUCUCAACCAUUUCCUCCUCAUUCAUCCUACCCACUUCCUCCUCCUACGUCCCACCCACUCCCGCGUAUGUUGUUCCCAAUUCUGGGAGACCACGAGCAAACAUCACUGGCCAGGUAGAGAGAAGCAGCCAUAUCCACCCAGCAGAUGAAUCCUGCUGCUGCAAAGCUUGCUGCGGGGCCUGCCACGAGUGCUGCAGCAAGAGCUGCGAGUGCUGCUGCGGAUGCUUCUGUGAGUGCUGCAAGGGCUUCUGCACGGGCUUUUGUAAUUGCAUGGAACAUAAACCAUUUCGACUGCUGGUCUUUCUAAUCUUUGCAGCUAUCGUUGUGACACUUUCCAUAAAAUAUGGCUUCUAAGCCUUGAAGAGAGAAUGCUGGGUGGCAAAAAAAAAAAAAAAUGUUUCAACAUCCCAAAAAAGUCAGAUAUUGUGUAACCCUUUAUACGAAACAUCAAUAAA